Messenger RNA from Amphibalanus amphitrite, 2981 nucleotides. RefSeq names its product tetratricopeptide repeat protein 27-like. Bases 248 to 2800 code for a protein of 850 amino acids. Lineage: Eukaryota; Metazoa; Arthropoda; Thecostraca; Balanomorpha; Balanidae. The transcript has 18 exons. The record is from RefSeq and is a predicted model, not a curated record. Gene Ontology annotation, molecular function: protein binding.
GAAAUGUGCAUGGCUGGAUCCACUUCAACUUGUGUAAACUGUGUGUGGUUCAAUCCACAACCCAUUUUUACAGCUAAAAAAUCAAGGCCAACUUUUGAUUAAACGGUCAGCGACUUCAUUCAAACUCGGUGACCAAGAUCACCAACUUCAGCCUUGCAAUACCUGUUCAGGCUGUGUUCAUUGUGGCCAUUGGUGGUUUUUUUUUUGUUGAUUUUGAGUUGUGUUAGGUAUACAUUUCGAUUAAAAGAUGUAUGGUAAUCAAGAGAAGGAAUUGCUGUGGAUUCGACAUGCUGACUCUUCAGGGGCUGGUUGUGAUCCAGGAUCCAGUGCAUUUAAUCAAGUCCUGAAUGGCAACUUCAUUGAAGCACUGAAGUCUGGGGACAUCUGGAGGGUGCUGAGUCUGGAUUCAGAAGAGCUGUGGACCUCCUGGGAUUUAGAGGCUAUUGCUGCUCAUAUAUCAGCUUCGCUUGAUGGCAACAGCAACAAUGCCAGUGACAGUCUGCUGCUAUCCGGCGUGGCUGCCUUGUGUCUGUUUGCCCAGGCCAACUGGACCGGACCCCCUUUGGAGGAGGAAGGUGUGUCUGUCCUCGGGAGCGCCAAGGAUGAGCACAGAACAAGAUGUAUGGCCCAUUUAGCCGUGGAUGCUUGUGACAUCCAUCAGAUGACUCGGUGGCCGCAAGCUCUGGCCAUUGCCAGGGUCGUGUUCGAAGGCUGUCAGCAUCUUCUCAGCUCCUUGCCGUCGUUCCAGCUGUGGCGGGUCCGGUACUGCUUGCUCUACCAGCAGGUCCUGGAGGAGACUUCGCCGCAUCUGUUCAACCUGUUCCUGAAGGAUAUCGAACUGUCUUCAGAAACACAGGCUCUGCUAAAAACAUCCACUCAGUUGACGGUGGAGCACUACCUCACGGUAGCGAACAUGUACAACUACUACCACUACGUCACAGAGGCCGACAAGUACAUCACCAAGGCACAGCACGCGCUCAACAUCAAGCUGGAGAUGGUCGGCAUGCUCGGCCGGCGGACCCACUUCCAGGAAUCACGCGCUCAACUAGCGCUGCGAGUGAGUGACGUGGACUCGCCGAGCCCGACAGCCGCCUCCCCUGGGGAGCAGGGAGAGGACGAACGCCCGGGGGACGGUGAGAAGACCUCAGGCCGGCCGGCGGAGCGGGAGCGGCCGGCGGAGGACCCCUCCGGGCCGCCCGCGUGUCCCCGGCUGCCCACCGAUGUGAAACUGAACGACGACACGCGACUGGAGCGAGUGCAGUAUGACGAGCCGUCAGCCGAGACGGAGGCGUCGCCACUCCGGCAGGCAGUCAUACUGGCCACCUAUUUCCAGAAUCUGCGGGCGCAGGGUCGCAGUGAGAUCCGUGACGAGCAGCUGCUGGUGACAAUCAGCGCGCUCACCCACCAGCCGUUGGUCUGGGCCGUGCAGCUGUCCGCGCUGCUGCAGCGGAGCCGACUGGAGUCGGAGCACCGGCGGACGGUGGAGCGCGCCAUGCUCCAGGUGGAGGCCCUGGGGGAGGAUGUCUCCAGGCCGGAGCCGGCGGUGACGCACAGACUGCAGCUCUUCUUCAGCACACGGGUCCCCACGCACUGGGAGCUGAUGCGUGAGCUGGCCGAGCGCUACAUGGCGAUGGGCGUCACCAAGUCGGCGCUGGACGUGUUCGAGCGGUACCAGCUGUGGGAGGAGGCCAUCCGCUGCUACCACCUGCUCCAGCAGCGACAGCGGGCAGCAGAAGUGGUCCGGGAGCAGAUAGCCGCGCACGGUGAGACGCCCAAGCUGCUCUGUCUACUGGGUGACGCCACAGACGACGUCUCGUGCUAUCAGAGGGCCUGGCAGAUGUCCGGGGAGAAGUACGUGCGCGCCGUCCGCUCCGAGGGAUUCUACUACUACCACAGAAAACAGUACGAGAAGUGCCUGCCGCUGCUCAGUAAGGCGGUGGAGCGCAACUCGCUACAGUUUGACGUGUGGACCCGGCUGGCGUUCGCCGCACUGCAGACGGAGGACUGGAAGACGUGUGCCAACGCCUACCGGCGCUGCUGCUACCUGGAGCCGGACAACUACGAGGCGUGGAACAACAUCGCGCACGCCUACAUCCGCCUGGGCCAGAAGGAGCGCGCGUGGAAGACGCUUCAGGAGGCGCUCCGCUUCAGCUUCGACAACUGGAAGAUCUGGGACAACUUCCUGGUCGUGAGCCUCGACAUCGGCGAGUUCGAGGAGGCGAUCAGCGCGUACGGCCGCCUGGCGGAGAUCCAGGAGCGGCACGUGGACUGCGAGGUGCUCCGGCUGCUGGUGCGGGCUGUACUGAGCGACACGGCUGACCGAAACGGCGUGGGAGCCGGCCGGCUGCUCACCAAACUGACCAAACUGUUUGGACGGCUCACCGCCAAGGUGACCAACAACUCGGAAGUGUGGUCGCUCUACGGUGACCUGACCGGCGCCGCGGCAGCCUCCGAGGAGGCCCGCUUCCGGAGGAUCCAGCACUAUCAGAAGGCACACAGCUGCCUGGCGCAAAAGCCGGGCGCAGAAAAACAGCUCAACCUGGCUAAGCAGAUGCUGGAAAUCGCAGUCAAGCUGUCGGAGGCCGCUCUGACCUGGGUGGAGGCCGCCGCGCCGGGAUCCGACGUGGCCCGCAGUCUGGCCUCGGUGAAACUGUCAAUCCGUGGGACAAUCACCAAGGUUAAGACGGCGCAGACUGACAGCUCCGGUCAGGUGCGGGAGGAGCUGCGGCAGCUGUACGCAGACGCCGAGACGGGUCUCCAGCGCGUGCUGGAUGCCAUCCAGGCCCGCCAGGCCAGCUAGCACCGCGUGAACCAUAGGCGUGGGCUGUGGUGUCGGCGUGGGCGUGCCAGUUCAGGAGGCGUGUGGUGUUGUUGGAUUGUACGCCGUUGUUUGUUGUAUGAAACAAGUGGCAUCGUAUUUUGAUGUUUUUUUAUGAACCGUAUGUUUUCUCAUCAUUGUAUUACAUAAAUGGUGAUCUAUA